Phanerochaete carnosa HHB-10118-sp is the source of this 694-nucleotide messenger RNA. RefSeq lists its product as uncharacterized. The record is from RefSeq and is a predicted model, not a curated record. Gene Ontology annotation, cellular component: ribosome. Gene Ontology annotation, biological process: translation. Gene Ontology annotation, molecular function: structural constituent of ribosome. The transcript has a single exon. Lineage: Eukaryota; Fungi; Basidiomycota; Agaricomycetes; Polyporales; Phanerochaetaceae. Bases 140 to 442 code for a protein of 100 amino acids.
UGCAGACCAUUAUCCAGCUAUCUCAUCCAUCCACGCGAGUACCAUACAGUCGAUGCACCCAUCGGUCAGUCCCUAACCACCUUCCCUCGUUGCUAUACUCAAUACGCGCCCCUAGUUCAUCUAUCCGAAGGAUUUUGACAUGAAGACACGUAUGCCCUCGGACGCGGUCCCUCGCAAACCAAUGGCGCUCGGCCCUCGUCGCGCCGACGCAAAGAGGCUCGACAUCUUCCACCAGUACCAAAUCGAUCCGGUCAAAGAGGCCAUGAACUCGCUCAUCAUGUCCGCCUACGUCUCCGACAUGGGCAAAAUCAAAAACCGUGCCGAGAGCCAGCUGACCUGGAAGAGCCAGCGUCGCAUGGGUAAGGCCAUCCGCCGCGCAAAAAACAUGGGCAUUAUACCGCUGCUGUCACGGCGGUCUCUGAAGAGCGCUCAAGACCAGUAGAGCAGCCUCGUGUACGUCACGUUACCUCCGUUAGCUGCAACACAGCUCGACAAACGUCGUGUUUCACCCGCAAAGUGUAUAGGACGGCGGCCCAAACACUUCCUCCCUAUCUCUCGGAUCGUAUAGACAGCUUGCACAUGGACCAUGCGCCGAGCAGUGUACCUGCAUUGCAUUCGAUGUCCAAAUGAAAGCUUUGUAUUUAGCUCCGCGAGGCGAAGGACCAAUUCGCGCUAUCGACCAGGACCGAUUCUC